UGACAGCAGCACUGUGCACAGUCAGUGUUGCUAUGUGCUCCGGUUCCUCCUCUCCCGGGGACGCGCUGGGGGUUCCGAUGACGUCACGGCCUGAGCUCUCCCCUCUCUCUCUCUCUCUCUCUCUCUCUCCCUGUCUCUGUGUCUCUCUCUUCCUCCUGUAACUUCUGUUCUGGGAAGCGGUGCCAGGAAUAACCCUGCUGUCUGUCUGCAGAGGACAGGAGGCUCGCUCAUCUGCAGGCCCCUUGUACCCACACACACCACGAAGAGUCUCCAGCCCUCCCCCUCGCCUGGCUCUCAAUAGCUUAUUUUUACUUAUGCAUUGCCAGCAAAAUAUCUAUAUUUCUGCGAAGACAGCCACAGUGGCAGGAGGAAUCCUUCCUAGAAGAGCAUUAUUAUCAGCACUGAGGGAGACAAUCUGAACAUGCAGCCUGUGAGCGAGAUGCAGCAGAUAGCAGGGCUGCAAGCCGCAGAGGACAAAUCACGAUCAGACUGAUGAUAAGAUCUCUGCCAGGGAUUCCUGCUGGAGAGGUCUCCGGAGGACUGUACAGGUGAUCAUCUGCUGAAUAACGCCAGCGAUCAGGGAGAGAGCUGCAUGUCUGCACCGCGCUCUCAUGCUCUACAGGAUCCCUGCUCGCAGCAUGUUCUACCUGCCUCCUGCACCUGCCCCUACAGAUCUCCUCCAGCUGCCUGUGCAUUUCAUGGAAAUAUAAAGGACACAGCCCUCAGACAUCACGGUUGGUUGUUCCAGUGACAUGACCUGCAAGAUUAGUUGUCUUCUUAGACAUCCUGAGACAGAAGAAUACCGUAACUAAACCUAUGACUUUGUACCGUGAAGGAAAAACAAAGAGAACAAUAUUUAUCUUCUAAGAAACCACCUUCCUCAGAACUGAUAUCAGACAACUUCAGCACAGCCAUGUGUAUGAAAUUCCCGAUGGAAACAGGUUAUACAUCUACAUUGUCAACGCCUAGAACUGCACUUUAGUAGCUCAGCAGAACUACCUGGAGUUUUCAUAUCUUGCUCAGCAUUUAUCAAGAAUCAUCAAGGCCAUUCUUGAGAAACUUAUGGUCAUGCAUGACCCUGUCAUUUAAUACAUAUAUACUACUACAUGGGAACGUUUAUACAGACACAAAGUAGCUGACUUGAAAAGAACUUUGGGAAAAAUGGGAGUGACACUGAUUUAAUAAGCAAAGUCAGCCACGCUCCAUGUGUCUGUAUAGCAUUAAAGUAAGCUAACACUGAAGACCAAGUGAAUCAAAAUGGACUCUGGAGACACUGUAUUAGGGCAAGAAUCUACCUCAAGGUGUGGAGAAUCUGACAAAGUAUCAGGCAGAUGGAGGCAAGAGAAUCCAGCCAUUGUUACAAUGAGCACUUUUCAAGAAGGAGAAAGGCAGCCGCAGGUUAAUCCUGAGCAAAAUACAAACCCAGCAUCAGGACAGCAUUACAGCUCUUUGAAAGCAGGAUCACAAAGUGAAACUACCCCGCAAAUGCCAGAAAAGCAAUAUACACAGAAGCGUUCUGGCUCCUAUACUCACCGGCACUCACUUUCUUUUCCCCAACACACUCUUCAUCCACAGAGGUUAGUGCACAGCAUGAAGCCUCACCAGAGUCUUGAAGGGCAAGCCUACCCUUAUCAUAGUCACAUGACUGUUCCUUCAGAAGACUUAUUCUUUCGAAUGCAUGGACACAGUGCUACAUUCUCCAGGAAGAAAUUUUCAGCUCUUGCAUCUUCAUACAGCCAAUAUUCACAGAAAUCUAUUGAACAUACAGAAGACACCUACAAAAAGGAGCAAAAGCCCAAAAAACCUGGCAAGUAUAUAUGUCCGUAUUGUACACGGGCUUGUGCCAAACCAAGCGUGCUGAAGAAACAUAUAAGAUCUCACACAGGAGAGCGUCCAUACCCAUGUGUACCCUGUGGUUUCUCCUUCAAAACAAAAAGCAACUUAUAUAAGCACAGGAAGUCACAUGCACACGCCAUUAAAGCUGGGUUAGUUCCUUUUACAGACUCUUCUGUUUCCAAGCUAGAUUUAGAGGCAUCCUGCAUUGACGUAGAAACGGAAAUACAUUCUGAUGGGGAACAGAGCACAGACACUGAUGAAGAGACAUUGUUAUUAGUUGAAGACUCUGAAAAAUUGAGCCCCAUUUCACAAAUUCCAGUGGAUAUUGGUGUUAGGUGUGGGGAAUAUUUAGAUCCAGCUUUCCAUACUUCAGAAGAAUCUUUAGGAGGCCCAAUAAAAGUGCCAAUUCUGAUAGUCCCAAAAAGCGGCAUUCACCUACCAAGUGAAAGCUCUCAUUAUGUGGCAUCUGAUUUAAUGCACAGCCCAUCAAUAAGUGGAAAAAGUGAUGAACCACAUACUGCCAGGCAAAAACUUGCACUAAAACUUUCAGAGAAGAAAGGGCAUGACUCAGAGAAGUCCUUAAAUCUUUUGAGCCCACACAGUAAAGGAAGCACAGAUUCUGGUUACUUUUCACGUUCAGAAAGUGCAGAGCAAAAUAUAAGCCCUCCAAAUACCAAUGCAACCUCUUAUGAAGAAAUAAUUUUUGGUAAAUACUGUAGACUGAGCCCCAGAUCUUCACUACAAAGUCAAGAAGCCAAUAUAUCAAUUGUCAAUGCCAGUAUGAUUGAGGAACACAUCUCACAGUUCAUGACAAAGAGGGAAGGAUUUUUAGAUCAUAGCAAGUUAAAAAGUAUAAAGACAAGAUUAUCUGGCAUCCAUUCAUCUGAAUUGCAAAAAACUCACCUUAUUGCAGAAUCUGCUGAAAGUGACUCUAAAGUAUAUCCAGAAAUGCAGCAUGGCCAAACAGCAGUACUUAUAGACGCUUCCGGGGAUACAUCACCACUUAUAAGAAGCAACUCAAUGCCAACAUCUUCAGGAGCAAGUUUAAGCAUCCCUCCAUCUAUAAGAGGAAGUCACUCAUUUGAUGAAUGUAUGACCGGUUCUGAUGAUGUAUUUUAUCCAGGUACAACAGGUAUUCCUCAUCAACGACUGCUUAGGAGGCAAGGUGCUUUUGAGUUACCACUGGUCUUAGAGGGUCACUCUGAUCUUGAUGCAUAUACGAGGAUGUCCAAAAAUGCAGCUGCUGCGUACUGCAGGAAAACAAUUCAUGAGACAUCUUUUUCUUCAAAAGAAAAGAAAAUAUCUUCAGUGUAUGACUACCAUGUCUCAGGAAUGCAUCCUAAAAGGUGGGAUGAACAUGAACCUCACAUACAGGGACAUAGAGAUAGGCAGUAUAUAGGUGGCAUGAAACCAGGAGCUGAAUAUUUUAUAGAUGUUACAGCCCCUUCGCCCCCUCGGUUUGGAACAAUGAUUGAAAACAGAAAGCGCAGGAAAGAGAAGAGUGUUGGAGAUGAGGAAGAUGUUUCUAUGCCGUGUAGUGCAAUGAGCAGCUCAGCAGGCAGUCCUGUCAUCUUGGACUUUGAUUCAAAAUCUCAGAGUCAAGAAUCUCCCAGGGUUGGAUUUUCUAUUGGGGGACAAGAGUAUGUGUACAGUGGGCCACUAGAUCGUUUUGACAUUUGUAGAUCGCAUCAACAAAUGGACAGUCCUGUACCUGUAUUAGAUGAAUCCUCUUCAGACACAGAUAAAUUAACAGACAUAAUCAAUAGGAAGCCUCCUGGUAAUGUCAUAUCAGUAAUUCAACACACUAAUUCUUUGAGUAGACCUAACUCUUUUGAAAGGUCUGAGUCAACAGAACUUCUAACUGGUCAACCAGAUAAAGCAUGCUCACCCUCUGAGACUUGUGACAGUGGGAAUACAAUGUCUUCAAUGAGUCCAGACUGGACUCAGACACCAGAUAUUAUUGAGUCUACUGGCAGACCUUCUGCAUCUCAGCACUCCCAACAGUCUACAUAUCAUAUGCCACCCAAAUUGGUUCGCCAACACAAUAUCACGGUACCUGAGAUUCGUGUUACAGAGGAACCAGACAAACCUGAGAAAGAGCCAGAAAUUCCUGUUAAAGAGCCUGAAAAGCCACCAGAAGAAUUUCAAUGGCCCCAAAGAAGUGAAACUCUUUCGCAACUUCCUGCAGAAAAAUUGCCUCCAAAAAAGAAACGUCUUCGUUUGGCUGAUAUGGAGAAUUCAUCUGGAGAAUCCAGCUUUGAGUCAACAGGUACAAGUCUCUCUCGUAGCCCAAGUCAGGAGAGUAAUUUGUCACACAGCUCAAGCUUUUCAAUGUCUUUUGAAAGAGAAGAAAUCAUGAAAUCUAUAGUACCCACUAAGCAGGAUGAAAUUGGAAGGCCACCAGAGUUCUUAACUGUUCCUCCUGGAGCUUAUUCCCUUUCUGUACCUAGCCAACACCAUCAGAAAGAAAUGAGACGCUCUUCUUCUGAGCAAAUACCAUGUCCUAACCUAACUGAAAUACCUGAAAUUCGAAGUAAGUCUUUUGACUAUGGAAACCUUACUCAUGCUUCAGUCCCAGGUGCCAUCACUACAACUUUGUCUCCAGCCCGUGAACGGAAAAAAUGCUUUCUCGUUCGUCAAGCUUCUUUUAGUGGUUUCCCUGAAAAUUCCCAGACAGAGCAAGAACUUGGAAAUCAAGAACAAUCUGAUCAAGUAUAUAACAGUCGCAGGUCAUCACAGAUUGCUUGGCAGCAUUCUCCUUCAUCUUCAAUGUCAGGUUCCACAAAUCUUCCCGAUGAAGCUGGAAAUGUAGCCGUUGGCACUUCUGCACAACCUACAUGUACCUCAUCUCAUUAUUCACAACAGUCCUAUACUAGCCACGAUGCAUUAAGAAAUCCUGUAGGACAUCAGUCCUCUUAUAUCCCCAAGAGACAUUUGCCAGAACAGCAGCAUUCAUUUCCACAUCCCGAGCAAAUUUUAUAUCCACCAGUUCACAACACAUUUCAUUUACCUUACACAUCUGUAUGCAUGGCCCAAAUGCCAGCUCAUCAUCCUCUUCUGUGGCCAUCUUGCAUAGAUCCUUUACAAAGACAUUUCCAGCAUCAUUUGCAAAAUACGUAUUUUAAGCCAUCUACCAGCUCUGAAUUGCACUCCUCCUAUUACCUUGAUACUGCUGAAGAUCCUAGUGCAUGCAAACCUCUUAAUUAUUUGCAUAAUGUGGAAAAAGGCUAUCAGCCAUACUUAGAGACAUCAUCUUCAUCGUCUAAGAAAUCGAAAAAUCUUCUUUCAAAACUACAGAGAGAUCACAGUGGUGGGUCAAGUGACUCCUCUUCUGACCAGCAAUUAUCUAUCUCACCAAGCGUUGGCUCUCUUCAAGCUUUGGCAGGACCUGUAGUUCCAGUUAGAAUUCAGACACAUGUGCCAUCAUAUGGAAGUGUUAUGUACACUAGCAUUUCACAAAUUCUUGUUACACACUCACAAACCCAUAGCCCUUCCAUAGUCAUUUGCAAAGUGGAUGGAAGUACAUCACAAAGGAUAAUGGCAACAAAUGCAUCUAUGAGAGGUUUGGGAUUCAACAUUGCUCAUAUGCUAGGACCUUGUGGUGAUCUGGAACAAUAUCCUCUAUGGAAAGUGCCACGUACAUUGCCACUGGAUUUAGACUCUGCAAUCCCAUUAUGUUUGGUGUCCACCUCAGACAGUGCAUCACCUUUUGGAGGAGGCAAACGUGUGCUUUCCCCUGCGAGUAGUUUAGAACUUUUUAUGGAAACAAAGCAGCAAAAAAGAGUGAAGGAGGAAAAGAUGUAUGGACAAAUAGUUAAAGAACUAAGUGCAGUAGAACUUACUAAUUCUGAUAUAAAAAAGGAUUUGUCAAGAACCUCAAAGCCUCAGUUGGUGAGACAAGGUCGCACCACAGAGCAAAAGGACGUUCUUACUUCUGUCACACAAACUUUAUCACCUUCAUUGUCUAAUUCACCACUCAGCACAUCAUCUUGUGUAGAAACAUCAUUGGCUGAGAGUAAGUCCAGUGAUGCUCCAGAGGGGCGAAUGUCACCUGAUGAAUUUUAUAAUGAAGAUACUGCUUCAGAUAUGAGCUUAAGCCCGCAGAGGACAUCAAGUGAAAUUCUUGAUGAUGAGCCACUUCCAGGCAAAAUUCUGUCUGUUGGAAUUCUAAUGCAGAUGUCAGAGAGAUCCUGUGCAGAUGAAGGGGCUUCAAGGAUAUUAAUAAAAGAUCGAUCAGAAAUUCAACUGGUCCCUCAGUUUCCAAGUCUACGAACUACUACCACUGUUAGCUGGUGUUUCCUCAAUUAUGCCAAACCCAGCCACACAGAGCAGGAAUCAUUAAAGUCAUCUGUUUAUGCUGCAUGGUGCAUUAGCUCUGGCAAUCCCAACCCCGCAGGACUCAGCACAAGAACAUCAUUAGCACUUCUGAAAUCCAAGCAAAAGAAUGCACUAGAAAUCUACACUAUGGCUGCUAUGCAUAGAUCUGGGGCUGGCAAACUAACUUCUUCAAGUGUGUGGAAACUGCAGUUUGCAAAGAUGAAACCUGAACCAUCCCUCCUGGUUAGCAGUAAACUUGAAAAGAAGACUGCUGGAAGCAGCAAAGAGAGGACAAAGGGAGAAAGUCAUGGAGAGAAAGACAUUUCAACUAAACAAACAGAACCAAUACGGAUUAAAAUAUUUGAAGGAGGUUUUAAAUCCAAUGAAGACUAUGUUUAUGUGAGAGGACGAGGUCGUGGAAAGUAUAUAUGUGAAGAAUGUGGUAUACGCUGUAAGAAGCCUAGCAUGCUGAAGAAGCAUAUCCGCACCCACACGGAUGUACGGCCCUAUGUGUGCAAACUGUGCAACUUUGCCUUUAAAACAAAAGGAAACCUGACAAAACAUAUGAAAUCUAAAGCCCACAUGAAAAAGUGCCUGGAGCUUGGAGUAGCAAUGACAUCUGUAGAUGAUGCAGAAGCCGAAGAAUCAGGAAAUAUUGACGAUGCGCACAAAGAAUCAGAGAAGAGCAGCAUAGCUAUUGAUCACCAGUUUUCAGAUGCUGAGGAAACAGAUGGGGAUGAUGGAGAUGAUAAUGAUGAGGAUGAUGAUGAGGAGGAAGAUUUUGAUGACAACCAGGGUGAUACAACCCCAAAAACUAGAUCAAGAAGCACUAGCCCUCAGCCACCCAGAUUCUCAACACUGUCUGUAACUGCUGCUUCUGCAUCUCACAGGGCAUCUCCUGAGGGUUCCAUGGGGCACUCUUCCUUGAUGAGCUACUUAUCCACCAUGCCCAGUAUUCAAGUUACACAUCUCGUGGCUCCAAGUGUUAUGUGUGGAGACUCCAAAAGGCUAGACUAUCAAAAACUUUUUCUUAACAGUCUGGAACAUGACAGAGAUAAAAUGGAUGUACCUGGCAGCAUGGAUGAUGACUUUAUGCUUACUUCUGAACCUAGUUCAUCGCCCAGAGACUUCUCAUCUUGUAGUCGCCAUUCCUCUCCAGGAUACGAUUCUUCUCCAUGCAGAGAUAAUUCACCAAAGAGGUACUUGUCACUGAGGGGAGACUUGUCUCCCAGAAGGCACUUAUCACCACGAAGAGAUGCUUCACCAAUGAGGCACCUGUCACCGAGGAAAGAAGCUGCAUUAAGGAGAGAGUUGUCACCUCGGAGAGAUGUAUCACCAAGACGUCAUCUCUCACCACUAAGGCCAAUGUCACCAGGGAAGGAUAUAACUACUGGGAGAGAUCUUUCUCCGAGACGAGAGAGAAGAUAUAUGGCAACCUUUAGAGCACUUUCUCCGAGAAGACGUUUACACCAUAACCCAAGUUUGCCAAUGAGUCAUUAUUUGCACUCAGACUCAGGAUUACUUGGUCAUGGAAGUUCACGAAAGAACUGGCCACAGUUCCCAUAUGUAGGCCCUCCUUCAGAAGAUUUUCCUGGACACCAAAGCCUUGGCCAAGCCCCUGAUGGCCACAAAGACUAUGUUUUCAGUCAUCUGCCAUUGCACUCACAGCAGCAGACACGAGCACCUUUACCUAUGAUCCCAAUUGGUGGGAUUCAAAUUAUUAAUUCAAAUACUGCAAUCCAGCCCAGUCACUCUACAACCACUCCUGUGCACCCGAGCAGCUCAGAUGAAAAGACAAUUCCAUCUGUAGAGUCAUGUAUCCCACUGCACCUUAAAAAACAUUCUGAUUUCCCUCUUGGAGAUCCUUUACCUGGAGGUAUCCCAACUCUCUUACCUUCACCAGGGCAAAGCCCAUCGGAUGAAAGCUCCAAGCCUACUGAGAGAGAGGAGGAAAAUAUACGUACUUGCACAAAAGCCAUUGCUUGCCUGAGGAUCGCAGCAGAGGAAGGUCUAUUGCUGAAGCAGGACCAACUGUCUCGUCCUCCUGAGCCCAAUCAAAAAACAUUAGAAAGUGCACAGUUUGGCAUUAGGCACUUUAGUGGACUUGAGGCGGGCAUGUCACUUGCAUGUGCCUCACCCACCCAUGUUGACUUGCACAGAGAAAAAGACAGUUUUGGUACAUCACAGUCUACACUAGCUCAUUCCAAAUUCUAUAGUAAGAGCAUGGACAUGACAAAGCUAGGAUUCCAUGGCAGGAAAGAAGAGUCAACAAGCACACAGGAAAUAAAGGACUCAUCUACUGAAUCCAGUAACCUUCAUUGAUUUGAAUGGGCAUGUAGACUAUGUUAUAAAAUAACUUUCUUUUCUUGUAGAAAACACAUUCAUAGCAUGUAUGAUGUACUUAAUGAAAAUUUGUUCUUGAAAGUACUUUUAUUCUAUGUAAACAGAUAAAUAUAUAUAUAUAAAUAUAUAUAUAUAAACUUGUAUAUAUCUAUACAAAUAAGUCAUCAUGAGCCUGACCAAAAUGAAACUUUAAACUCUUGUAAUGGGUCUGGUACUUUUAAUUGUACAGAUGUUUGUGCCUUUUCUUUACUUUGCUUAUAUUCUUAUAAGCAUUUUUAGCAGUACCCUGUAUAUAUUUUAGAAUUUGUGUAUCUGCUUUGUAAUAAAUGUAAUUUCAUUCUUUUUUGGACACUUGGGUCUAAUGUAAAAAGUAAAAAAUAGCAUCAAUAUAUAUGUGAGGUUGCACUAAAACAUAUUUUUAUAAGAUUGAAACUCAACAGCUUUUAUGUACAGCUCCAAUCCUGUAAUACUAAUAUUUAUUUACUUUGUUUCAUAAAUUGUACAUUUUUUUCUUAAUGUUGUGAAUCACUUUUUCUAUGUGAAGCAUGGGGUUUACUGUUGCGUAAUUAGAACAAAAGAAAAAAUGUUUAGUGUAAACGAGAUAUUUAACUGAAAUAUCAUCUUAUUAUGCACUUAUGCAUUGGUUAAACAAUAACAAAAAAAAUGACAGAUGUAUCAGUCAGUUCUUUAUUCUUGUAAUAUUUUCGUCCCUUUUUGCUGAAUUGACUAUAACUUAAGUGCUGAUUGUGAUUUUAAAAUGAUAGUAAUGUAAAGCAUUAAAAGUACAACCAUGUGCUUAUUGUGAGGUUUUAUUUCUCCCCAAACUGUAUGACACAGUAUGAAUAUACCACAAGUAUAUGGUCUUAUGUGAACAUUGCUCAGUAUACUCCAAUCAUACAUAUGGGAAACAUUCCACCCCGUGUACAAGUGCAUCACUGGUACAGUUAUGUGUAAUUCUCAGUUGGAAACGUCACCAAAUGAAUAUACUGGAGUGUCUUUAUACAAAAGGUGACAAGGCACAUCCGACUGUGUGGAACUGGGUUUUUGUGCUAUUUAGUGGAUUAUAAUUCUGUGAAACCAAGUUUGUAUAUUGAAUUACAAAUCAUUAAGGAGUGUUCUUUAAGAAAAGAAAUAAAUAUACAGUUACAUGCAUAAACGGU
Molecule: messenger RNA, 9656 nt
Organism: Pseudophryne corroboree (corroboree frog)
Lineage: Eukaryota; Metazoa; Chordata; Amphibia; Anura; Myobatrachidae
Gene: HIVEP2
Product: HIVEP zinc finger 2
Exons: 10
Coding region: 1258-8475 (2405 amino acids)
Biological process (GO): regulation of transcription by RNA polymerase II
Cellular component (GO): nucleus
Molecular function (GO): DNA-binding transcription factor activity, RNA polymerase II-specific; RNA polymerase II cis-regulatory region sequence-specific DNA binding
Source: RefSeq, a predicted model, not a curated record